This is a messenger RNA of Chilo suppressalis (striped riceborer), 1983 nucleotides long. The record is from the annotation of a GenBank genome assembly. NCBI's taxonomy places the organism in Eukaryota, Metazoa, Arthropoda, Insecta, Lepidoptera, Crambidae.
AUGGCAGCGACAAGGAAAUUACAAGGUGAAAUAGACAGGUGUUUAAAAAAAGUAACAGAAGGGGUGGAGACUUUUGAAGAUAUCUGGCAGAAGGUUCACAAUGCAACAAAUAGUAACCAAAAGGAGAAAUAUGAGGCGGAUCUCAAGAAGGAGAUUAAGAAACUCCAGAGGCUACGGGAUCAGAUCAAGUCCUGGAUCGCCUCCGGGGAGAUUAAGGAUAAGAGUACACUUUUAGAAUAUAGGAAAUUAAUAGAAACUCAAAUGGAGAGGUUUAAAGUUGUGGAGCGUGAGACUAAAACAAAGGCAUACUCGAAGGAAGGGUUAGGGGCAGCACAAAAACUGGACCCUGCCCAGAAAGAGAGGGAAGAAAUGUCUGCGUGGCUAGUCUCAUCAAUAGAUGCACUUAAUUUACAGGUUGAUCAAUUCGAGUCUGAAGUAGAGUCAUUGUUAGUUGGUAAGAAGAAACGAUUGGACAAGGAGAAGCAGGAUCGCAUGGAGGAGCUCAAACUUAAGCUUGAGAAGCAUAGGUUCCAUAUAAAGAAGCUCGAGACACUGCUACGCAUGCUAGAUAACAUGUCUGUUGAAGUUGAACAGAUAAAAAGGAUAAAAGACGACGUAGAAUACUACAUAGACUCUUCCCUGGAGCCGGGUUUCGAGGAGAACGAAUACAUAUACGACGACAUCCGCGGCCUGGACGAGAUCGAGCUUAGCGGGGUCGGUCUACCAUCAUCGGCCACCACGGACAGCAACAACAGCAACGACUCUGCGGGCUCCCCUACCAGCAUACUGUCAGGCACAAGUCCUAUAACGUCUCCUACACUAGAUGUCCACAAUCACUCUACAGACUCCAUAGACGUAGAAAAAAAGAAAAAGGAGGAGGUGAUCGCGAAACCGGUCAAACCGAUGCCGCUGCGGGCCGUGACCGCGGGCGCGGCGGUUACUGUCGCGCCUAACGUUAGUUCCUUGCUCAAUAUCUCCGCCGCAUCCACCAAUAGCACAAUAAGCGCGGGCGUAGUGUCGGGAUCGUCGACGCCCAGCAAGGCGCCGCCCCCGCCCUCCCCGCCCCACCACGCGCCCGCCCCGCACCCCGUCCCGCACCACCUGCCGCGCCCUACUGCGGAAGUAGUGGAGAAUGGUCCCGUGUCGAGCGCGCCCGCGCACACGACGACGCAUCUACCGCAAGUCACGCAACCGCCCCCAGUUGUGAAAAGUGCUUCCGUGCCGCUGGGUAGCAGCGCUCCGGCGACGGGUGGCGGCGGCUCCGAGCGCGCCUCCCCGCUCACGCUCACGCUCAACGGGCCCGCGCCGCACCACGCGCUCAACAACGGGCGAGCGAGCGAAGCGUCGAGCGCGAGCGGAGCGACGAGCGUGAGCAGCGCCAGCGCCGCGCCCGCCGGCACCGCCUCCCUCAAGGCCAUGGCGCAGGAGGCCGUCCAGCGCGCCGGCCUCGACCACCACCAGAAUGUACGAAGAGGUGUACCAUUAGCACAAGCGCACAUCCCACCCUUAUUAGGAGUCGCGCCUCUAGGACCCUUGCCAUUAAAUUCUGAACACCAGCUCCAGUUCCAGAUGAUGGAAGCGUCGUUCUACCACAUGCCUCAUCCAUCGGACUCUGAAAGAACGCGAGCUUAUUUGCCCCGCAAUAUAUGCCAGACGCCCGUAUACUACAACCAGGUGCUUCUACCUCACUCGGACAGCGUAGAGUUCUUCCAGCGGCUGUCGACGGAGACACUGUUCUUCGUGUUCUACUACAUGGAGGGCACGAAGGCGCAGUAUCUCGCCGCCAAGGCGCUCAAGAAGCAGAGCUGGCGGUUCCACACCAAGUACAUGAUGUGGUUCCAGCGACACGAGGAGCCGAAGGUCAUCAAUGAGGAGUAUGAACAGGGCACAUACAUAUACUUCGACUACGAGAAAUGGGGUCAACGGAAGAAGGAAGGGUUCACAUUCGAGUACAAGUACUUAGAGGACCGCGACCUCAAUUGA